AUAUCUUCAUUCAAAUAAAGUUUCAUUUUGUUGAUAACUAUAACAGCUUUGAAAUUGUUCAGCAACUAUAAGUAUUAUUUUAUCAAUAAUAUAAUUUCUUCUUCCAAAGUUAAAACAAACAUUUCCAAUUUGUUGUUAAAAGAACCAAAUGAAUUAAUAAUCUUACUAGAGAUGUAUGCGGUUUCUUAGGCAAAUUUGAAGAGGCGAAAAUACCGGGGAUUCCCCAAACGAAAAAAAUUUUGUUAGAGAGUAGUCCGAGCGCCAUAAAGUGAUCUGGAACUUCUAUGCGAACUAACCUCUUUAGGUGCCAAAAUACAGGUGAAAAUUAAAAGUUCUGUCAAAUUCCGUGUAUCAUCUCAUUUCCACUUUAAAUGUAUUGAAUAAAAAUUGAUUUAUUUGAAAUAAUCAAAAUUUCCAGUUUAAGGUCGGAGAUAUCAUAAUGCAAAACUGUGACACCGUUUCCUUUUCUAAAAUUGAGAGCGAUGAGAAUGAAGACGAAGGAUCUGAUACAAUCAAAUCACAAAAUAGUUUUAUUUCUCGACUUCCACCUCCGGAACUGAACAGUACGAAAUCUAAGCCGAAAAUAUUUUGUUGGCAUUCCAACAGUUGGAAGGAAGAUAUUGACCUCCUAGAUCCUUGCCCAUCCCAGGAUUUCCUUCAAGAGAAAUUCAAUCUUGACAGUAACAUCAUAACGCAUGAACCAACACUUCCUCCUGAUACAUGGCUACUCUAUGGUCCAAUAGGAUCCCGUAAUGCCGUUUUAGUGUUCAAAAGUUCAGCACUGGCACAUACCACUGAAUUAUCAAUCAGGGAAAAACCUGCAUAUAAGCUUCACAUAACAUACAAAGUACUUCAAGCUGAAACAAAACUUCUGUCAAAGCUAUUAGACUGCCAUGGCGUUACUGAAGUUGCAGCUAAUUCAUCUGAUUUCAAUUUGUUGUGGACAGGAUCACACUUGAAACCAGGUUUGUUAAGGAGUUUGGGUACUCAUCAGAGAGUAAACCAUUUUCCUAGAUCUUAUGAGUUAACAAGGAAAGAUAGAUUGUAUAAAAAUAUUGAGAAAAUGCAAUAUGCCAAAGGAGUUAAAAAUUUCGAUUUUAUUCCUCAAACUUUUGUGAUGCCUACAGAGUAUAGAGAACUAUGUCAAUCACAUAAUCGAAUCAAAGGGCCUUGGAUUGUGAAACCUGUUGCCUCAAGUAGGGGUAGAGGUAUAUUUAUUGUUGAAACGCCAAAUCAAGUGCCUCUAGAAGAACCUGUCGUUGUGGCAAAAUAUAUAUCAAAUCCUUUACUGGUUGCUGGUCAUAAGUGCGACUUAAGAUUAUAUGUUGUUGUAACAUCCUUUGAUCCUCUCUUGGUUUACAUAUAUGAGGAGGGUUUGGUUAGAUUUGCAACUGUUAAAUAUGAUCCUAGUCCAAAGCAGUUGUGGAACCCAUGUAUGCACCUCUGCAAUUACAGUAUCAACAAAUAUCAUAGUGAUUACGUCAAAUCUGACGACCCAAGUGCCGAAAAUGUAGGACAUAAGUGGACUCUGAGCGCAUUGCUCAGACAUUUAAAAUCUGAAGGAAAAGACACUAAGUACCUGAUGCUACAAAUAGAAGAUUUAGUGAUUAAAGCAAUUUUGGCUUCCGCAAAUUCUAUAGUUUCAGCAUGUAGAAUGUUUGUACCUAACCCCAGUAACUGUUUUGAGUUGUAUGGUUUCGACAUAUUAAUUGAUGACAAUUUCAAACCGUGGCUCUUAGAGGUGAAUCUUUCACCGUCUCUUGGAUGUGAUAGUCCGUUAGAUGUUCGAUUGAAAUCUGCAAUGAUGGCUGAUCUUUUGACAUUGGUUGGAAUACCAGCAGUAGAUCCUAUUUUAAGACCAACUCAUAGUGGGGGAACAACUUCUAGAAAUGGAUCUCAUAACAGGAUGAAGUUUCCACAUUGUCGGCAGGUACAUUCUGCAGAAGGAUUAAACAAUACUUUACCAAGGAAAAGAAGUUCAUACUCUAGUCAAAAUAAUAGAUUAUCUGGCAGCAAUCUGACCUUAUCAACAGAAGAAAUGCGAUAUGUGAAGAUGUCUAAACAACAGUUCGAAAGAAGAGGAGGAUUUGUGAGGAUAUUUCCAACCAUGGAUACUUGGACAAAAUAUUCCCAGUAUUUAGAUUCUAUUUCCGGAGUACCUAUAUCAGGGACACAUUUCCAGAAUGUUUAUGCAAUAUCCAAUUCUUCGCAAAAUUUGAAUCUAGUCAUUUUUACUCAACUAUUUCCAGAGAUUUCUAUUCUUCCCAAAAGUAGUGAGAAAACUCAGGGGAGAUAUAGUUCAUUGGAUAGAAAAAAAAAUUAUCAUGAAAAUACAUCAAAAUCAAAACCUGGGGGAACUUCACAAAUGGCAAGACAAGAUAGAUAUGAAAGGAUGCUUUCCCAAGGUCACCGAUCAGCCCUUGGUCCAUCUCGACUAAAAGAUACUAAAUGUGCUGAACUCCGAAAAGAAAUAAUAUGUUUAUUGAAGGAUGGAAAACGAAUGUCCCAAAGAGAGACUAGAAAGACCUUCAGUCAUUACUUAGAAUGGAUUCUGCACAGAAUUUCUACUGAUCCAAAUCAGGAGGAGCAUGUUGAAAUUGUGCUCAAAUUUUUGCAGAAAGCAUCAAAUUACUUGCGAUCUCCAUUUUCCGUUAAGAUACCAAGUGUGAAGUUGUGCGGAAAAGACAGAGCUGCUAUAAUUGCAAAACAAUUUAAUGAUUUUAUUUAUCUUUAUAAUAAAGAAACCGAAUAUUUUGUUGACAAAACAGAGUAUCCAAGUCAGAUUCCCGAAAAAUUGUAUGAUAGGUUUCUGGCUAAUGCAAGAGAAUGUGACUUGGAGGAAGUUUUAAUUUACCAAACAACACAUUCUGUACCUCAAGCCAUGAAGCAAGGAAUACAAGGGCUUUUGAAGAAUAUUCCAAAUGUUCCAAAGCAAUCAGCCAGCAAGAAUGAGAAAUUAGCACCAACACAAUCAUAAUCAUUAAAGUUUUCAUAUUCAUUUUUAUAAUUGGAAUUAAGGAUGGAGCAGGAUAUUAGGUUUUUUCACUUGAUUCUUUUCCGUUUAAUACGCACAAAUGGUUUUCUACUUUCCAGAUAGGCCUAUUAUAGUUCCAAUUAAAACAGUUUUGGCAUUAAAUUUGAUAUUCUGUGUUUGUGAAAAGUUAUGUGUUCAACAUUUGGUCAUCAUUCUAAGAAAGCCAAUUUGUCAGAUUCCUACUGAUUUGUGAGCUGCUGUGACCAAAUAGGUUGUGAUAUGAAAUAGAUUACUCAGUUAACAUAAGUAUUAUUUAUUUGCGAUUUUUAGUUGUUUUUAUGGAAAUUUUAUCUUGUUUUUUUUUUUCGUUAUUUAUCAUCCGCUUGUAAUUCAGCUUGGGAAUAUUGUACCAUGUUUUUUCAGGUUUUAGAAGAGGACAUUUUAAAUCAGGUUGCUCAUUACAAUUAUGCAUCAAGUUUUUGAAUUCACAUGAAUAAAAUAAUUUCAAAGUAACUCAAAUAUAUUUCAAUGAAUUCAAUAAUUAAUCUCUAAAGUACUAAGGAAAUUGAAUUAUCAUACAAAAUGUACUGCCUAAAUUGUUUCCUUCCAUGUCAAAUUACAAAUAAUUGUAACUUGAAUAUUCUAAGUUUAAUAAUAUUAUGUACUGGCAUUGUUGAUUCAUUGAAACACUGGUUUUUAUUCAGAAAUAUAUAAAAUCGCUUUAAGCUUUGAGAUAAAUGCUAUAUCUAGGAUCAGUCCAAUCACAAGGCUUUAACAUCUGCUAAAUAAGCAAGUACCAUAAUUUUGUUUUUCAUUUGAAUGAAAAUAGAUUCACACUUAUUACUUUAUAGUUACUCAAAAAGUAUCUGAUGAAAGGUUUGCAUCAUAAAAAAAUGAAUUGUAGGAAUCGAAUAAAUAAUUUUAGUACCUUUACAUCAAAAAGCCUUGAAAAAAUCAUUCCAAAAUGCUUUAAUAGUUCAGAUUUUGCAAUUUUAACACAUACAUUUUUGAAACUAUAUUAAUACAUUUUUACUAUCACCUCUUAAUGCAAAGUUUUGUGGAGUUUGAAGUGGACUUUUGUAUUAGAAGAACUUAAUUUUCUGUAGUGCCUAUAUUUAGAGGCUGAAAUCAGUAUAUUAAAACAUGUUUUCACUCAUCUAGUCAAUAUGGUACCUAUUUUUUAUAUUUAUACACUAUUUAUAUCUUGUAAGUUAUUGCGAGUAUUUUUAAUUCAUGUGCGAUACGCUUCAAAGCUGAAUAAUUGAAUAUUUGUGAAAUUAAUAUUUUUAUUUAAUGUUUCAUGUGAGAUAACAAUUUUUGAAUCUUUUAUAUUUUCUUGAGGUUUAGGCUAAAUAAAAAUUACUAACUUUGC
This is a messenger RNA of Harmonia axyridis, 4346 nucleotides long. It is a transcript of the gene TTLL5, whose product is annotated as tubulin polyglutamylase TTLL5. The coding region runs from base 440 to 2977 and encodes 845 amino acids. Gene Ontology annotation, biological process: microtubule cytoskeleton organization; protein polyglutamylation. Gene Ontology annotation, molecular function: tubulin binding; tubulin-glutamic acid ligase activity. Gene Ontology annotation, cellular component: cilium. NCBI's taxonomy places the organism in Eukaryota, Metazoa, Arthropoda, Insecta, Coleoptera, Coccinellidae. The record is from RefSeq and is a predicted model, not a curated record. The transcript has 14 exons.